ACCGCAGCAGCGAGUCGAGCCGCCGAGGUAAACUGAGCACGCCGCUGCUGCUCUCCUCCACUUCUCCGCUCCUCACCGACCGGUGCACAGCAACGACGCUUCAAGCUAGCUGUCCUUCAUCUCCCUCCCCGUUAUUAGGAAAGUCACUCUUUGCUUCUUUACCUGUUGGACGAAAAAGCCAUCAUCAUGUCUAAAGGUACCGUGAUUCUGGCAUACAGCGGCGGACUGGACACCUCCUGUAUUCUUGUGUGGCUGAAGGAACAGGGCUACGAUGUCAUUGCAUACUUGGCCAAUAUUGGACAAGAUGAAGAUUUUGAUGCUUCCCGGAAAAAGGCAGAGCACCUUGGAGCAAAAAAGGUUCUCGUUGAAGACCUGCGUGCCGAGUUUGUGGAAGACUACAUCUGGCCCUCUAUUCAGGCCAACGCCAUCUAUGAGGACCGAUACCUGCUGGGCACCGCAAUGGCUCGGCCCUGCAUCGCCCGUCGUCAGGUUGAGAUUGCACGCAGGGAGGGUGCCCAGUUUGUGUCCCAUGGUGCCACAGGAAAGGGCAAUGACCAGAUCCGUUUUGAGCUCACAUGCUAUGCCCUCUACCCUGAGGUUAAGAUCAUCGCACCGUGGAGGAUCCCUGAGUUCUACAACCGCUUCCAAGGAAGAGCAGACCUGAUGGAAUAUGCACAGAAACACAGCAUCCCUGUGCCCGUCACUCCUCAGGCACCCUGGAGCAUGGACGCCAACCUCAUGCAUAUAAGCUACGAGUCUGGCAUCCUGGAGAAUCCCAAGAGCCACGCUCCUGUUGACCUGUACCAGAUGACCAAGAACCCAGAAGAUUCUCCCACUACCCCCGAUGAACUGGAGAUCGAGUUCAAAAACGGAGUGCCUAUCAAGGUGAUCAAUAUGAAGGAAAACAAAACCAAGGACACACCACUGGAACUCUUCACAUACCUCAAUGAGAUCGGAGGAAAGCACGGAGUGGGCCGCAUCGACAUCGUGGAGAACCGUUUCAUCGGCAUGAAGUCCAGAGGGAUCUAUGAAACCCCAGCAGGCACAAUCCUGAGGAAGGCCCAUUUAGACAUUGAGACCUUUACCAUGGACAAAGAGGUCAGGCGGAUCAAACAGGCGCUGGGUAUCAAGUUCUCUGAGCUCGUCUACAAUGGUUUCUGGUUCAGUCCGGAGUGUGAAUUUGUGCAACACUGCAUAUCCAAGUCCCAGCAGAAUGUUGAGGGCAAAGUACAGCUGUCUGUCUUCAAGGGUCAGGUCUACAUCCUGGGAAGAGAGUCACCCAAGUCCCUGUACAACAAAGAGUUGGUCAGCAUGGACGUCCAAGGAGACUACGACCCAUGCGAUGCCUCCGGAUUCAUCAAGAUUAACGCCGUCAGGCUAAGGGAGCAUCACCGUCUGCAGGGUCUCUCCGGCACCAAGCAGUAAACUUUUACAGUCCUGUGAACCAUCUUCCUCUCUCUCACUCUCCUUUGCCUUAAGCAGUAGUAGGUUUAGACUUUGCGCCUCCAUUGUUUAGAUUUUACCUUACUGUCUGCAGUUAGUUAUGACAGCAUUUGGAUACCUAAAAUACUAACAAGCUUUGUUCACCGGUGAAGAGUGGAGGAAGAAAAAUGUUACAUCAUAACAGGAAAAUAAUUUUAAUUCAAGUGUACAGAUAAUCCUAACAUAGAUUGUGUAGUAUUUCAAGAAUAUGUAUUUUUUUGCCAUUCUUGGCAUCAAUGAUUCAGUACUUUAAAUACUAACACUAAAACAAGGAAUUUUUUGUUUCAGAAAUAAAAAAUCAGUGAAUUCUUUA
This is a messenger RNA of Thunnus maccoyii (southern bluefin tuna), 1795 nucleotides long. It is a transcript of the gene ass1, whose product is annotated as argininosuccinate synthase 1. The record is from RefSeq and is a predicted model, not a curated record. Gene Ontology annotation, cellular component: cytoplasm. Lineage: Eukaryota; Metazoa; Chordata; Actinopteri; Scombriformes; Scombridae. The transcript is spliced from 15 exons. Gene Ontology annotation, biological process: urea cycle; L-arginine biosynthetic process. The coding region runs from base 187 to 1425 and encodes 412 amino acids. Gene Ontology annotation, molecular function: argininosuccinate synthase activity; ATP binding.